This is a messenger RNA of Dromiciops gliroides (monito del monte), 916 nucleotides long. It is a transcript of the gene CLRN1, whose product is annotated as clarin 1. Bases 179 to 916 code for a protein of 245 amino acids. The record is from RefSeq and is a predicted model, not a curated record. The transcript has 5 exons. Lineage: Eukaryota; Metazoa; Chordata; Mammalia; Microbiotheria; Microbiotheriidae. Gene Ontology annotation, biological process: equilibrioception; sensory perception of sound.
GUCUGAGAUGAGGAAUGUUCCGAAUGCUGGCGUGCAAGGGAAGUGAUCGGGGGAGGAUUCCUGUGGACUGCAAGGCUCAGCAUUCAGUUGUGCAGAUGCAGUGAUGGGAACUGGAGGAGUUGCACGGUGCCCUAUCUCCAAGCCGUCUUUCCACUGAAGCUUUCCCUGGCUCCCAAUCAUGCCCAGCCAACAAAAAAAGGUCAUCUUCUGCACUGCCGGCAUCCUGAGCUUCGCGUGCUCUUUUGGAGUCAUAACGGCCUUAGGAACCCAGCUGUGGGUCAAAGCCAAGAUCCUCUGCAAGACCGGAGCCCUGCUUGUCAAUGCUUCUGGGCAAGAGCUUGAGAAGUUCACUGGGGACCUCCAAUACGGGCUCUUCCACGGUGAAGGGGUGAGACAAUGCGGCUUAGGAGCGAGACCUUUCCGCUUCUCAUUUUUCCCAGAUUUGGUCAAAACCAUCCCAGUGAGCAUCCAUGUGAAUAUCAUUCUCUUCUCAACAAUUCUUAUUGUGUUGACAAUGGCGGGUGCAGCCUUUUUCAUGUACAAUGCUUUUGGCAAGCCCUAUGAAACUCUUCUCGGCCCCCUUGGAUUGUACCUCUGGAGCUUCAUUUCAUGUAAGGUUUUCCUAGGGGCAACUAGACACCAGAGAAGGGGCUCCUGUGGUUGUCUUGUUAUGAUACUGUUUGCCUCUGAAGUGAAGAUGCACCAUCUCUCAGAGAAAAUUGCAAAUUAUAAGGAAGGGACUUUCAUAUACAAAACUCACAGUGAAAAAUAUGCCACCUCCUUUUGGAUCAUUUUUAUGUGCUUCUCUGUGCACAUUCUGAAUGGGCUUUUAAUCCGGCUUGCUGGGUUUCAGUUCCCUUUUUCAAAAUCUAAAGAUUUUGAGACUACUAGUGCAGCAGCAGAUCUAAUGUACUAA